Messenger RNA from Macaca mulatta (Rhesus monkey), 589 nucleotides. The record is from RefSeq and is a predicted model, not a curated record. Lineage: Eukaryota; Metazoa; Chordata; Mammalia; Primates; Cercopithecidae.
AUGAAAACAGGGGUCUUCGGAGCUGAGAUUGCUGUGGUCACCAAGAGACAGAGGUCCGAGGUGCCCUACAUCGUACGCCAGUGCGUGGAGGAGCUCAAGCGCCGAGGCAUGGAGGAGGUGGGCAUCUACCGCGUGUCCGGAGUGGCCACGGACAUCCAGGCACUGAAGGCAGCCUUCGACGUCAAUAACAAGGACGUGUCGGUGAUGAUGAGCGAGAUGGACGUGAACGCCAUCGCAGGGACGCUGAAGCUGUACUUCCGUGAGCUGCCCGAGCCCCUCUUCACCGACGAGUUCUACCCCAACUUCGCCGAGGGCAUCGGUGAGCACUGGAGGCCUUGGCCUCAUGGGAGACGUCUCCUCCACAUGCACUGCUGCCCUUGGAGGCUGUGAAAAGUGAUGUGUGGGAACCUGAGCUGUGCCCCCUCUGCCAUGGUCGGUGUUUUAACCCAACCUCAGAAAACAGGACCAAAAUCAAGCCUGUCCUGGAAGACCUCGCCCAUCCCCAGAGGGCUCCCCGUCCCUAUUCCUCAAGGAGACCAAGAGGGUGAAAUGGUCAGCACUGCCGUGCUGUGGGGUCCUAAAGUCUGCU